Molecule: messenger RNA, 1533 nt
Organism: Hyposmocoma kahamanoa
Lineage: Eukaryota; Metazoa; Arthropoda; Insecta; Lepidoptera; Cosmopterigidae
Exons: 5
Coding region: 1-1533 (510 amino acids)
Source: RefSeq, a predicted model, not a curated record
AUGGCUGACACGACUUUUAGCAUUUCUAAAUACCAGAUGGCGGGCACGAUUUCUGAAAUAAUGAAAAAGGCGGAUGUCGCCUUCUUCAAGGAGGCCCUUAAGCGCCCGGGAAAGGCCGGGGAGGCUGAACCCGAAGGUACGGCGGGCAUCAUGAGCGAGGCCCUGGCCCAGGAGGCGCCAGACAACCUCGCUACAAUAUUGGCGGAAACCGCCAAGUCCUGUAAUCUCAAGGGGACGGUGAUCAAAGCCAUUAAAGAGGCCGUCAAAAAGGUGGAGAAAGCCAUCGAUUUUCUCCACCUUGGAGAGACGGCGACGGAGAGACUAUGCGGUCUCUGCCGCCGGAUGAGGAGGCAGCCCCUAGAGGCGGAGGUCAAGGCCCUGAGGGGGGCCUACUCCAUCGCUACGGCCAAGGCCACGGCGCAGGUGGCCCCACCGCCGUGCAGCUCCGCGGUGAUGCACGCGGAGGCGAGGAAGGCCAUCGACGACCUCAGUGCGCCCGCUUAUGAGGCGACGCCUGCUGCCACCGCUGUCGCCGCAGCUGCCCCGAGGUUGCUUCCCUCUGCCGCGGCCCCCGAGUCGACACCGGGCCUCUCCCACGACCGAAACGCGCCUGCUGACCCGCGGCCCAACAAGAAGGCCAAGAGGAAGGCUCCCCCGCCGAAGGCUACUGCUGCCCCUCCUGCGGCGCCCCCCGCUGUUUCCGCCAUCCCUGCCGCCCCAGACGUGGCAGCCUCCAUGCCGACUGACCAGACGGAAACGUCCUGGGCUCUCUUCACCCCGAAAUCAUCGGCGGUGGUGAUAACACUGAGGCUCGAAGCGGUGGCGGAAAACGGGGUCACUUACAAGGGGGUCCUAGAGGCGGCGACCGCUGCGGUCGAUUUGGGCAGCCUCGGUAUCCCGCACGUGCGGGUGCGGAACACCCAGACGAGUGCCCGCAUAGUCGAGGUGCCCGGGGCGACCAACGCAGGGAAGGCCGACACCCUGGCGGCCAAGCUGGAGGAGGUGAUAGGGGGGCUGGCGGCAGUAACGCGGCCUACCAAAACCGCCAAUCUAAGGGUCACUGGCUUUGACGAGUCGGUGACCUCGGAGAAGAUCCGGACGGUGGUGGCCGCCAAAGGGCAAUGCCCCCAGUCCGCCGUGAGCGUGGGCGUCGUAAGGCUGGUCCCCAACGGGAGGGGGUCAGCCCUCGUCCGCUGCCCGGUGACGGCGGCCCAACGGGUGACGGCUGCCGGCCGCCUAUUGGUGGGGUGGUCCUUCGCCGGGCCAUGUGAUGGAGCCCCUCCCCAUGCGCUGCUUCAGGUGCAUGGGUAUUGGCACCACCAGAGCCCUCUGCCCAUCCAGUGUGAACAGGAGCUGGCUCUGUUUCAGGUGUGGCCAGGUGGAACACUCGGCCUCCGGGUGCACGGCGACACCGCGGUGCUCGGUGUGCACCGCGGCUCGCCAUCCAGCGGACCACGUAAUGGGGGGGCGAUCUUGCGCUCCCCUCUCCACCAAGAGCAAGCCGGCGGGGACCUCAGGCCCCCUCCCUAUUGA